CCUCAUAGGUGGUUUUUAUUUUUUCAAGUUGAGGCAAGGUCACCAGCUAAAAAUGAGAGGUAGGGAAAAAGGAUGUGAAAUUUGAGGAGAUGUGAACGUAUGAAUGGUUAACCCAGAGACUGGAAUAGCACUGCCAGCCAGUGUUGAGUGCUCCUGAGAGGACUGAGGUCAUGAAUUAAAACCAGUUAGCUUGUUAUAUGACUGACUUUUCUCCAGCAGCUUUUGCUGUUUGGAUGUAAGCAAUGAGAAAGUUCAGCUGGAGCAUGGUUUAGUCCAAGCAAGGCUGAGAUUCUUUCAAGCAAAAAAGGAGACAUUGAGAUCAGAGAGUUGAAAAUGUUUGUAAAAGAGUGAUGAAAAGGACUGAUCAGGGAAUUUAAGUCAGGUGAGUUGCAAAAUUAUUAUAUGAUGGCAGAAGCAGAAGAGUUGAGUUUUUUUUAAGUGUUGGGGUUAAUAGCGUGGAGGUCUUAAGUAGGUAAGUGAGAGUACCAUAAAUUAGCUGGGAAAAAAAGGCUAGUGAUUGACAGUUGGGAAGCUUGAAACUGAGAUUUCAACUGAUGACAAGGUUCAGAAUCUGACUGACACCGAAGUGGUUAAGACGCAAGAGAGGAACAAAUUGUUGGAGAUGAAGAGGUCAGAGGUCUAAGAGGCCAAGUGUUGGUGUUGCUUAGGUCACCUACAAGCAUGCUGAAUUCAGAUAGAAUGUAGACAAGAGGGAUGGUGAGGAAAACCUACGGCAAGCAGCUCUAUAAUUUCUGGAAAGUGGCCAGGAGGCUCGUGGAUGAUCGCAGGAAGGAGAGAAGAAGGUGAUUUAGCCAGAAGAUAUGAACUUCAAAUAUUUUUGAAGCAGAAAAGAGCAGAAAUAGUUUGGAAGUAGCAAUCAGGACCAAAGAGACCACCCAAACUCAAUAGCCCAACCUCUUAGCCUUAGGGUACGCAGAAUCUGAAAAGUGUAAUCUCAAUUUUGGAGCUCUACAGCAGUAAAUCUGCAAGUAACCACCUGUAGCUAAUGUCCAGGGAUUAAAAAAAGAUAAUGAAAAUGUUUUUGCCCAGGAAACAUUAAUUUCAGGCAUAUCUAGAAUGCAGUUCUUGCAUUAUACGUACUGGGUUACCAGUCAUUGCAAAGUCAUGGUUCUUUGCCUCUCAGCUCAGUUCCCCUUCUGAAGGUAAAAACAUUUGCCUAUGUGUCCAGGGAAGCUGUGAGGGCAAAAAACCAAGCAACUUUUACAAGGGAUCAUAAAAACCUACCUAACAACUUGCUAAUUAAAACCUGAUUUUUAAUUUGCAUUAUUGAGCUUAAUACCAUUGCUUAAAUGUAUGUGAAUACUGAGAUUUUUAUAAACGAAUUAGUUACCUCUAGGAAAAUAAUUAUCACUAAAAGAAAUAUCGCAAUUUGAAUAAAAGUAAGUCGCUUAAAUCAUAGGAAACAUUUUUAGUGAAGGCGUUUGUUUUAAAUGUAUUCUAACCUAACAAUGUAGAAAGCAGGCAAACAUUUAAAAAAAAAAUUUAACCAGUUUCUAAAACAUAGUUUGGAGCUCAUAUUCUGGGGAAAUGAUUAACACACCCUAAAUCCAAGGUCUCCUUUCCUUUCUAGAAAGAAAGCAUCUUUAAACAUACAUAUUCAUCAGAAAUACAAAUAUUUGUCAUCAGUGAUACUAAUUUCCAGGCAAACAUUUUAAUUGCAGUCAAUGUAUUAGAUUCUACCAGGUUUUAAUUUGGAUCAGUAAUACGGGUUUGAUUAGGGUUCUAGGCCUAAUUAUAGGUCACUAGUCUUCCUUUAGGAUUAUGCACCAUCUGUUAUUUUAAAUUGACCACUGAGGGGGUUCCCAAGGGUUCUCCUUCGUUUUGUUAUCAAACGUUAGGUUUAGGAUUCUUACGGGUGGUGGGAUCCAAAAGCCAGAGACGGGUUUCAACAAAAAUGCAAGCGCGAAUUUGUCUUGCGUCUGAACGCACUGUUCAAAUUAAACAAUUUAGACAUGCCCCAACUAUGACACUAAGAAGUGAACGGUAUAGUACACUUUUGUCACAAAUUCAAGGGUAAUUUAAGUGCCCCAUGGUAGAGGUCUGGCUUCCCCUGGGUUUCUGGAACAAAAGAAGCGUUCGCGAGGAGAGAGGGGUAACUCCCCGCCCUCCCCCUCCCAAAGUAAAUCAAAUCAAGGAAUAUGAGUGCCUGCAGACAAGCCUCGCUUCUUUUCUUCCCCUUCAGGGCUAGCGUUUGGGGAAGGCAAGGCUGCGGCUACUCUUUGAGCUUCAGUGUCCCGGGAGGAAGAAAGGCCCAGCCAAGGGUCCUCACACUGGCGUGGAAUUCGGUGCGUUCGUAGGCGAUCGACCCCAGAGACGAAAGCUGCUUCUCAAGCUGGGGGAGGGAGAGGAAACGGCGCACAAAAGCAGUACGACCUGUCCCUUAUCGGCGUCUAAGGGGAAGGGUGGAGAAAACGAAAACAGAAGCGGGCCGGGAGCCUCGGCUCCCGCCCCAGCGCCUUUUAAACUGCGUUUCUACCUCCUCUCGCUCAGCGCGGCGGCUAAUGGAACCCGCGCGAGCCAUCUCGCCAAUCACCGCCGCGCUUCCUCCCGUCGCCCGCCAAUGGCGGCGCGCGUUCUUGGGGCGUGGGCGAAGCAGGCUGCUCGCCUCCUGCCUGUAGUGUGUGGGCUGGGGUUGGUGCGAGCUUCCAGCUUGGCCGCAGUUGGUUCGUAGUUCGGCUCUGGGGUCUUUUGUGUCCGGGUCUGGCUCGGCUUUGUGUCCGCGAGUUUUUGUUCCGCUCCGCAGCGCUCUUCCCGGGCAGGAGCCGUGAGGCUCGGAGGCGGCAGCGCGGUCCCCGGCCAGGAGCAAGCGCGCCGGCGUGAGCGGCGGCGGCAAAGGCUGUGGGGAGGGGGCUUCGCAGAUCCCCGAGAUGCCGGAGUUCCUGGAAGACCCCUCGGUCCUGACAAAAGACAAGUUGAAGAGUGAGUUGGUCGCCAACAAUGUGACGCUGCCGGCCGGGGAGCAGCGCAAAGACGUGUACGUCCAGCUCUACCUGCAGCACCUCACGGCUCGCAACCGGCCGCCGCUCGCCGCCGGCACCAACAGCAAGGGACCCCCGGACUUCUCCAGUGACGAAGAGCGCGAGCCCACCCCGGUCCUCGGCUCUGGGGCCGCCGCCGCGGGCCGGAGCCGAGCAGCCGUCGGCAGGAAAGCCACAAAAAAAACUGAUAAACCCAGACAAGAAGAUAAAGAUGAUCUAGAUGUAACAGAGCUCACUAAUGAAGAUCUUUUGGAUCAGCUUGUGAAAUACGGAGUGAAUCCUGGUCCUAUUGUGGGAACAACCAGGAAGCUAUAUGAGAAAAAGCUUUUGAAACUGAGGGAACAAGGAACAGAAUCAAGAUCUUCUACUCCUCUGCCAACAAUUUCUUCUUCAGCAGAAAAUACAAGGCAGAAUGGAAGUAAUGAUUCUGACAGAUACAGUGACAAUGAAGAAGACUCUAAAAUAGAGCUCAAGCUUGAGAAGAGAGAACCACUAAAGGGCAGAGCAAAGACUCCAGUAACACUGAAGCAAAGAAGAGUUGAGCACAAUCAGAGCUAUUCUCAAGCUGGAAUAACUGAGACUGAAUGGACAAGUGGAUCUUCAAAAGGCGGACCUCUGCAGGCAUUAACUAGGGAAUCUACAAGAGGGUCAAGAAGAACUCCAAGGAAAAGGGUGGAAACUUCAGAACAUUUUCGUAUAGAUGGUCCAGUAAUUUCAGAGAGUACUCCCAUAGCUGAAACUAUAAUGGCUUCAAGCAACGAAUCCUUAGUUGUCAAUAGGGUGACUGGAAAUUUCAAGCAUGCAUCUCCUAUUCUGCCAAUCACUGAAUUCUCAGACAUACCCAGAAGAGCACCAAAGAAACCAUUGACAAGAGCUGAAGUGGGAGAAAAAACAGAGGAAAGAAGAGUAGAAAGGGAUAUUCUUAAGGAAAUGUUCCCCUAUGAAGCAUCUACACCAACAGGAAUUAGUGCUAGUUGCCGCAGACCAAUCAAAGGGGCUGCAGGCCGGCCAUUAGAACUCAGUGAUUUCAGGAUGGAGGAGUCUUUUUCAUCUAAAUAUGUUCCUAAGUAUGUUCCCUUGGCAGAUGUCAAGUCAGAAAAGACAAAAAAGGGACGCUCCAUUCCCGUAUGGAUAAAAAUUUUGCUGUUUGUUGUUGUGGCAGUUUUUUUGUUUUUGGUCUAUCAAGCUAUGGAAACCAACCAAGUAAAUCCCUUCUCUAAUUUUCUUCAUGUUGACCCUAGAAAAUCCAACUGAAUGGUAUCUCUUUGGCACGUUCAACUUGGUCUCCUAUUUUCAAUAACUGUGUUGAAAAACAUUUGUGUACACUUGUUGACUCCAAGAACUAAAAAUAAUGUGAUUUUGCCUCAAUAAAUGUAGUAUUUCAUUGAAAAGCAAACAAAAUAUAUAUAAAUGGACUUCAUUAAAAUGUUUUUGAACUUUGGACUAGUAGGAGAUCACUUUGUGCCAUAUGAAUAAUCUUUUUUAGCUCUGGAACUUUUUGUAGGCUUUAUUUUUUUAAUGUGGGCAUCUUAUUUCAUUUUUGAAAAAAUGUAUAUGUUUUUUGUGUAUUUGGGAAACAAGAAGGGCGAAACAUGGUAGUAUAAUGUGAAGCUACACAUUUAAAUACUUAGAAUUCUUACAGAAAAGAUUUUAAGAAUUAUUCUCUGCUGAAUAAAAACUACAAAUAUGUGAAACAUAAUGAAAUUCAGUAAGAGGAAAAGUAACUUGGUUGUACUUUUUGUAACUGCAACAAAGUUUGAUGGUGUUUAUGAGGAAAAGUACAGCAAUAAUCUCUUCUGUAACCUUUAUUAAUAGUAAUGUUGUUGUAGCCCUAUCAUACUCACUUUUUAAGACACAGUAUCAUGAAAGUCCUACUUCAGUAAGACCCAUUUACAUACAGUAGAUUUUUAGCAGAGAUCUUUUAGUGUAACAUACAUAUUUUAGAGAAUUGUUGGCUAGCUAUACAUGUUUUGAAAAGCUGUUUAGCUAGCUAUAAGGCUAUAAUUGGAAAUUUGUAUUUUUUAUUUACAGCAAAACAUUUAUUCAGUCAUCCAGUUUGCUACCAAAAUAUGUUUUAGAUAAGUGUGUGUAUGUUUGUUUAGAAGUUAGAAAUUGUAAACACUGGUCUUAUGUUUCAUUUGGAUUCAUUAUUGCAUUGUCUUGUUACCAGAAACAAAUUUUGCCGAGCUUUUUUUGCCCUAUAUUUCCCAGCAUAAUUUGAUUAGAAAGUACAAAAAGGGCCAGGCGCGGUGGCUUACGCCUGUAAUCCCAGCACUUUGGGAGGCCAGGGCGGGUGGAUCACGAGGUCAAGAGAUCAAGACCAUCCUGGCCAACAUGGUGAAACCCCGUCUCUACUAAAAAUACAAAAAAAUCAGCUGGGCGUGGUGAUGUGCGCCUGUAGUCCUGUCUACUAGGGAGACUGAGGCAGGAGAAUCGUUUGAACCCAGGAGGCAGAGGUUGCAGUGAGUGGAGAUUACAUCACUGCACUGUAGCCUGGCGACAGAGUGAGACUCCAUCUCAAAAAAAAAAAAAGUACAAAAAGUACUUGCUUUCUUGCUUUUAUAUUACAUCAUAAGCAGUAGUUAAUAAAGUUGUAUACUCUAAGAGGUGGGCAUUAUGAUUAUUUUUUAUUUUUUUAUUUUUUAUUUUUUUUGAGAUGGAGUCUCACUCUUGUCACCCAGACUGUAGUGCAGUGGCACGAUCUGGGCUCGGUGCAACCUCUGCCUCCCAGGUUCAAGCAAUUUUCCUGCCUUGGCAGAGACGGGGUUUCACCAUGUUGGCCAGGCUGGUCUCGAACCCCUGACCUCAAGUGAUCGGCCCGCCUCAGCUUCCCAAAGUGCUGGGAUUACAGGUGUGAGCCACUGCACCCGGCCGGCAUUAUGAUUUUGUGUACUCUUGAAAUGGUUAUCUUUGUGGAUGAUUUUUUUUUUAAGCUGAAACUUACCUCAUGAAUAACUUGGUUAAAGUAGUAGGUGAUUAAAAUUUCAAUAGAAUCAAAUGAGACAAAAAUUUUAAACUGACUCAUUUGAGUUUCAACUUUACAGUCAUUGACCAUAAAGCACACUAAAAAUGUAAGUUAUUUUUAAAUACAUCUGAAAUAAAAAUACUUACUAAAAAGGAAGAAGCCGAAGAUGUAUAUUUAGACCAGCACACAAUUUUGAUUUCAAUUAGCCUUAUUCUAAUAUUUAGCUUUUAGAUCUUUCAUACACAUUUUCACGUACUUUGCAAUUGAGACCAGAAAGACUUGUAGGUCUUUCUGCAGAAUGAGUGGGUCCUUGCAAAGUGAGUGGGAAACUUACUCCUAGAUCAGAAAUGUUUGCCUCUCUGAGUAAAAUGUUUCUUUCAGAUGAGCCAUAGAGGGGGCACCUUUUACUCAACUUUUCUUUGUUUUGAAACUUUGUUUCCCAUAUUGUUUUCAGCCUUUUGUUUAUAAUUAGAAAUUGUGAGAAGCUUCAUUUAGUGUUUAAAAAUGUGGGGAGAUAAAUCAGACUUGUAUGUAAGAUCAAUUCACUUAAAAGUAUGGUCCAAAUAGCAAAAAUAGGACCAGGUGAAACAUGUCAUUUUUUAAAAACAUGUACUUGGUCUUUUGUGUGUGUCUGUUUUAUUCCAUUAGAAUAAAUGUGUCCUUGAUGUAAAUGCAAAGCAUUUCUUCCUGAUUAAAUUGUAGAUGUAGACUUUACAAUAUAAUUCAAUAAUAAAAAGUAAUUAACCUCUA
This is a messenger RNA of Gorilla gorilla gorilla (western lowland gorilla), 6714 nucleotides long. RefSeq names its product thymopoietin (gene TMPO). Gene Ontology annotation, molecular function: DNA binding. The coding region runs from base 2889 to 4253 and encodes 454 amino acids. The record is from RefSeq and is a predicted model, not a curated record. The transcript has 9 exons. Lineage: Eukaryota; Metazoa; Chordata; Mammalia; Primates; Hominidae.